AGUGAUUUAGGGGUGGUUCAUGAAAUGAAUGAGGCUCAUGAAAUGAAUGAAAAAAUAUAUAACUGAAAAGGGAUGCCUUGGUUCAUAAAGAAGAAUGGGAUAAGUAAUUAGGAAGCGUGGGUCUUGGGCCACAAAGAAGGAUAAAAUAAUUCAUAACUGGAAAGGAUGGGCUUUGGCUUAUAAAGAGGGAUAAAGAGGGAUAUAAAAUUAAUUACAAAAUAAAAUAUGUGAGGAAAUGGUAUCAUGGAUGAUGAGCAAAAUUUCAAGGUUUUGCAAAACGAGAGUUACUUUUUUUUGAAAAUCCAAGCGAAGUUGCGCGCGGAAUGCAACGUCACGAAUAUGCAAACAUUUUGUUUGCACGGGAAAAUGACAGAAAUUUAAUUAGCGAUUGAAAAUGCGCGAUGCAAUCUAAAUCAACGAUCACUAUUAAUAACGAGAACGAUACAGAUGAAUCGAUGGAUGAGUCUGUUUUCGAGCAGAUAUGCGACACGAUAUUCGUUUUGAUUCCCGAAGAUACGUAAUUAUGAUGGGGUUCUAUGACAGUUCCACGAUUGAAGCAGCUGUUCCUAAGCUGGAGCCAGCUUGGCACCGAAGACAGGGUGCAACUGGAUGCCAAAGUUGCAAGCUGGUGUUGCCCUAAUAGACGACAGCUUUAUAAACCACUGCAGGAGGCUCUGAUUCGAUGGGAGACAGUACAGGACACCCAAGGCGCUCCCGGUUGCGAGCCAGGUAUGGUCUCGUUUUCCUGCGAUCCACAGCUGGAGGAGGAGCUGGUCAGCGUUAUUUACAGCUUGGAACUAUUGUUCACGAAGAACCGAAGGGGCAAAGAGAUCGAUAUGGACUAUGAAAUUGGUCGUUGCACAGACAUCAAAAGGGAGAUGUCCUUGAACUUAAACAGCGAGAGUAAUCUGCGUUCCAUGCUCAGCCCAAAGGAUAGAACACCCCACUCUGUGCACAGUUGUGGUUACAUUGCUGAUUUCAAGAAAUCUGAUGACGAUCUCAGCGGAUAUUUGACUAAUUGAACAUAAAAUUGAUCUUCCACCUUACCUGGAUCAGAUAAUGAAUUUUUAAUCACUUUUCAUCUUUAUUCUUCCAUUCUCCACGCUAUAUACAAAAGAAGGGUGAUCAUUAAAAAUGACUGCAUAAUUUGUGACAUAAAAUAGUUUAUUAAUCAUCGUUAUAAGGGCCAAGGUGUACGAGCAUACAUUCAAAUAAUACAUGUCGAUCAAUUGAUACAACAAAAGUCAAAAAAAAAAAAAAAAAAAAA
This is a messenger RNA of Osmia lignaria (orchard mason bee), 1267 nucleotides long. RefSeq lists its product as uncharacterized. The record is from RefSeq and is a predicted model, not a curated record. Lineage: Eukaryota; Metazoa; Arthropoda; Insecta; Hymenoptera; Megachilidae.